UGAAUCAGAAUUCAAAUCUUACAGAACUACGGUGAGGAAAAGAACCGACACACAGACCACUGAUUUCGGAGGAACUUUCAGAGAAACUGCAUUUUUCAGGUACAACUUAAAUCCUGAUUCUUCUUCUAAGAAUGGCGAGCACUACUUCUCAAAACGGCAUGGUGCCUAGACCGCCGACGUCCUUCGAAUACUGGAGCAUGCACAACUCACUCCAAGGACAAAUUUGUCAUCUUCAAAAACAGUUGAGCAUGGAAUACAACUGGAGAGUACAGGUUAGCCAAGAGUUGGAGGACACGAAACAACAACUGUCCAACCAAAAACGUCUUAAGGAAUUGUUUAUUAAUAAAGAAAAAGAAGCCAAAAAAGAGCUUGCGAGACUGCAGAACUAUAGUGACGCAGAAACUCUCAAUGCCUCAAAUAUUGCUUCACAGGUCAGGAGUAACAUUAAGAGGAGGAAAAAGAGAGACCUCCAACAGGAUUAUGAAGAGCUGAAGGUAGCGCACAUAAUCAACGAGGAAAAGUUCAAUGCUGAGCUGCAGGCUCACAAAGAUAAAAUCAAGGCUCUCGAGGAUGAGCUGAAGCUCUACCAAGAGAAGUGUAACACCAGCCUGCACACAGAGGAGAACAACAAGGUUCAGGAUGAACUUAAGCUCAGCCAGGAAAAGCUCACCGCUGAGCUGAAAACAGAGAAAGAGAACCACGAGGUUGUCCAGAACCAACUUAAGCUCAGCCUGGAAAAGCUCACCGCUGAGCUGAAAACAGAGAAAGAGAACCACGAGGUUGUCCAGAACCAACUUAAGCUCAGCCAGGAAAAGCUCACCGCUGAGCUGAAGACAGAGAAAGACAACCAUGAAGUUGUCCAGAACCAACUUAAGCUCGGCCAGGAAAAGCUCGCCGCUGAGCUGAAAACAGAGAAAGACAACCACGAAGUUGUCCAGAACCAACUUAAGCUCAGCCAGGAAAAGCUCGCCGCUGAGCUGAAAACGGAGAAAGAGAACCACGAGGUUCUCCAGAACCAGUUUAAGCUCAGCCAGGAAAAGCUCGCCGCUGAGCUGAAGACAGAGAUAGAGAACCACAAAGUUGUCCAGAACCAACUUAAGCUCAGCCUGGAAAAGCUCACCGCUGAGCUGAAGACAGAGAAAGAGAACCACGAGGUUCUCCAGAACCAACUUAAGCUCAGCCUGGAAAAGCUCGCCGCUGAGCUGAAAACAGAGAAAGAGAACCACGAGGUUCUCCAGAACCAACUUAAGCUCAGCCUGGAAAAGCUCACCGCUGAGCUGAAGACAGAGAAAGAGAACCACGAGGUUGUCCAGAACCAACUUAAGCUUGGCCAGGAAAAGCUCACCGCUGAGCUGAAGACAGAGAAAGAGAACCACGAGGUUCUCCAGAACCAACUUAAGCUCAGCCUGGAAAAGCUCACCGCUGAGCUGAAGACAGAGAAAGAGAACCACGAGGUUGUCCAGAACCAACUUAAGCUUGGCCAGGAAAAGCUCACCGCUGAGCUGAAGACAGAGAAAGAGAACCACGAGGUUCUCCAGAACCAACUUAAGCUCAGCCUGGAAAAGCUCACCGCUGAGCUGAAGACAGAGAAAGAGAACCACGAGGUUGUCCAGAACCAACUUAAGCUCAGCCUGGAAAAGCUCACCGCUGAGCUGAAAACAGAGAAAGAGAACCACGAGGUUCUCCAGAACCAACUUAAGCUCAGCCUGGAAAAGCUCACCGCUGAGCUGAAAACAGAGAAAGAGAACAACGAAGACACACAGAAACUCGGUCAAGACAAGCUGAUGUUGGAGCUCCACUUGGAGAAGCAGAAAAACCUGGCUCUUAACUAUGAACUGAGGAUCAGCCAAACUAGGUUCACAGCUGAGCUUCAGCAAAAGCAACAGACAGUAAUGGGUCUUAAAGAAGACCUGAAGACCCUGGUCCAAAAGAUGAAGGAUGAGCAGGACACUCUCUACACAGAGAUCGAGAACCUGAGAGCCCACAUAACUAUUCAGUUCUCCACAGAGCUCCAGGUGGAGGAAGGCCAGGAGCAGCCUGAGGAACACGAGAAUGACCUACCACAAGCAGAAGAGACUGAAACAACCCCCAGGAAAUCAACCUUCAAGAGAUUCCGCCACUUCCUGGGCUUGCGGAAACCACAAAGGUGGAAGAGGCCAGCGGUGCCUGCAUCCACCAGCGGCGAAUAAGCUGCCUCCCCCUCCAUCACCCACUGUAAGGAAAUCGAUCUUAAUCAUGGCAGACGUGAGGCCCGGCCAAGGCAGAUGGCCCCACCAUGAGCCCGGUUCUGCUCAGGGAAUUUUUCCUUGCCGCCGACGCCAAGUUGCAUGCUCGUGGUGGACUCUUGGGUCUAAUUUGACAUUGCAGGAAAUGCGCAGGUGUUCCCCAGAGGUUCACCUGUAAUUUUCCAGCCAAAAACUCUGCUAUGAAAACAAUUAUUUCAAUUACAUCUCCUUCAAGGGUGAACAGAGGGAUUGCAAAAACAACAAAACAAAGAAAAACUAACACCCCCAAAAAACAAACAAACAAAAAAAACAAAAAAAUAAAAAACAAA
Lates calcarifer (barramundi perch) is the source of this 2554-nucleotide messenger RNA. Its product is annotated as synaptonemal complex protein 1-like. NCBI's taxonomy places the organism in Eukaryota, Metazoa, Chordata, Actinopteri, Centropomidae. The transcript is spliced from 4 exons. The record is from RefSeq and is a predicted model, not a curated record. The coding region runs from base 132 to 2189 and encodes 685 amino acids.